GUAACAUAUAAGGCCGUUCGACUUCAACGAACGAUCUAUCUAAGCCCAUUCUCAGUCGUUUGAAGGCGGUCCACUGAGUCGGUUGCUGAUUGCUGCUAUCGUCGGAAAACAGACGGAAUCACAAUGAGUUCGAAAAGUGUUCUGCAUAUUUUUCUCCUUAGUAUGGUUGCUCUUCAGCAACUAGAGUUGGGUACUGGUUCCCGCAUCUUGGCAGCCUUCUUUUUUCCUGGGAAGAGUCACUUCAUGAUGACCAAUGCCAUCAUACGAGAGUUGGUGAAGCAAGGACAUGAAGUUACCUUCAUUACUCCGUUUUCCUUGUCCAAGGAGAACCUUGGAUCAAACUAUAGGGAAGUAUUGAUUCCUCAAUACGAUUUUUGGCCAGAAAUUAAGGAGCUGACCAACAAAAACACUGUUUUGGAAAUGACGGAUUUGCCAUCUUUUUCAUUCCUCCGAAUGGUCAAUGUGAUGGGUACCCACAGUACGGAUUUUGCAUUCGAGCAACCUGAGAUUCAGGCUGUAAUCAAUGAGAAGAACAAGAUUGGCAAAUACGAUCUGCUGCUGGCAGAGCAAUUCUUCAACGAGGGUGCCCUCAUCCUGGGUCACCUGUACCAGAUCCCCAUCAUAACUGUUUCGACUUUUGGUUUUGCUAACUACUUUAGUCAGAUGCUUGGAAUAGUGUCUCCUUGGUCAUAUGUACCACAUGCCUAUAUGCCGUAUACGGAUCGCAUGUCGUUGUGGGAACGCAUCGAAAAUGUGGCCAUCAGUGCAGCCGAGGAUCUCGUCAGAGAGUUCUCCUACUACCCCGGACAGGAUGCCGUCUUAAGGAAGCAUUUCUCCAAACUCCUCGACAGAGUUCCCACCAUCAAAGAACUUGAGCGUAAUGUCUCUGCCAUUCUGUUGAACACCUACGUGCCACUCGCUUCCUCGAGGCCAAUGGCAUAUAAUAUGAUCCCAGUGGGCGGUUUGCACAUUCAACCUCCGAAGGCGCUACCGGAACAUCUUAAAAAAUUCCUGGACGGAGCUACACAUGGAGCCAUUUACUUUAGCUUGGGGUCCCAGGUAAGGAGUGCCGAUUUGCCGCCUGAAAAGCUAAAGGUUUUCCUAGAAGUCUUUGGCAGUCUGAAGCAACGCGUUCUCUGGAAGUUCGAGGAUGAGUCCCUGCCCAAUCUGCCUGACAACGUGAAGGUGCAAAGUUGGUUACCUCAAGGCGACAUUCUGACGCAUCCCAAUGUCAAGGUUUUCAUUGCCCAUGGAGGACUCUUCGGCACACAGGAGGCGGUGUACAAUAGUGUUCCCAUAUUGGGAAUGCCCGUCUACUGCGAUCAGCAUCAGAACAUUAACCUGGGUAAAAAGGCAGAAUAUGCUCUGGGAUUGGAUUACCGGAAAGUCACGGUGGAUGAAUUGCGAGGUCUACUGCUGGAACUGAUUGAGAAUCCAAAGUACAGAAACAACAUUAAGAAGGCCUCUCGGAUAUUCCGCGAUCGCCCACUUGGAGCUAUGGAUACGGCCAUGUACUGGAUCAACUAUGUGAUCGAGCACCGAGGUGCUCCUCAUCUGGUGUCCGCUGGCGUGCAGCUGCCCUGGUACCAGUUCUACCUUUUGGACAUUGUGGGUCUAGCUAUCGCAGUGAUUCUCCUGCCCAUCGUGGCUCUAAUCCUGAUCUGCCGCAGGAGCUCCAAGCCAAAGAGCACUCCGAAGAAGAAGACCAAGAAAAAUUAGAACCAAAACUUGAGUUUUAUUUUUGUUAACAAAAAAGGCUACAAAUAUGUUAGAUAGUUUUUUGUAAUAAAUUUUGGAUAAUUUCGUAA
Messenger RNA from Drosophila santomea, 1808 nucleotides. Its product is annotated as UDP-glycosyltransferase UGT5-like. The transcript is spliced from 4 exons. Gene Ontology annotation, molecular function: UDP-glycosyltransferase activity. The record is from RefSeq and is a predicted model, not a curated record. The coding region runs from base 124 to 1719 and encodes 531 amino acids. Lineage: Eukaryota; Metazoa; Arthropoda; Insecta; Diptera; Drosophilidae.